This is a messenger RNA of Spea bombifrons (plains spadefoot toad), 1126 nucleotides long. RefSeq names its product aquaporin 5 (gene AQP5). The record is from RefSeq and is a predicted model, not a curated record. NCBI's taxonomy places the organism in Eukaryota, Metazoa, Chordata, Amphibia, Anura, Pelobatidae. Gene Ontology annotation, biological process: transmembrane transport. Bases 73 to 894 code for a protein of 273 amino acids. The transcript is spliced from 4 exons. Gene Ontology annotation, molecular function: water channel activity. Gene Ontology annotation, cellular component: apical plasma membrane; plasma membrane.
GGUAACACUCUACAUGAAAUCUGAAACAGCUGCAAAGAAAGGGAAAAAAGACUAUAGUCACUGGGUUCCAAAAUGAGGAAAGAAAUAUGUUCAUGUGCCUUUUGGAGGGCAGUGUUUGCUGAAUUUCUGGCUACCUUAAUCUUUGUGUUUUUUGGAUUAGGCUCAGCUCUGAGAUGGCCAUCUGCCCUCCCGACAGUCCUUCAGAUCGCUUUGGCUUUUGGUUUGGUAAUAGGCACCCUUGUCCAGACCAUAGGUCAUAUUAGUGGAGGUCACAUAAAUCCUGCAGUCACUAUAGCAUUUCUAGUGGGAUCUCACAUUUCCAUUUUAAGAGCUUUUUUUUAUAUUGUCGCCCAGCUUUUGGGAGGACUAGCUGGUGCAGGCAUACUUUUUGGUGUGGUUCCACCAAGUAUCAGAGGAAACCUUGCCAUCAACACGCUCAGUAACAACACCAGUGCAGGAAUAGGCGUCGCUGUGGAGUUGAUUCUUACCUUUCAACUGGUUUUGUGUAUUUUCGCUUCAACAGACAGUCGCCGGACUGAUAAUGUUGGCUCCCCAGCAUUGUCAAUUGGACUCUCUGUAACUCUAGGCCAUCUUGUGGGGAUCUAUUUCACUGGUUGUUCUAUGAAUCCUGCACGGUCUUUUGCUCCAGCUGUUAUAGUGGGAGUCUUUCGAAACCACUGGGUCUUCUGGGUUGGACCAAUUCUAGGGGCUUGUCUUGCAUCCCUGGUUUAUAAUUACAUUCUGUAUCCAUAUAUGAGAAACAGAGAAGAGAAGAUGGCCAUAUUUUUAGGGAUCUAUGACGCUGAAGAAGAAGACUGGCAUGAGAAACAUGAACAGCACAAAAGGCGAUCAAUAGAGAGCUCUGAUCGUAUAAAUAAGCCUUUCUCCAUGUAACAUGUAUACUCUCAUAGAACUGCAAAUAGCGACAAACACUCUGAAAGACACUUGUUUGAAAACAGAAAAGCAGCAGUGACUGCGCUGGAGUCAAGUUAAUUCUUAUCAUGUCAAAAUCUUAUAAUCCCGGAAAGACAUCUGCACAACCCAAUUGUUUUGUGUGGUUUUCCAUUAUUACAUAUCAUAGAAUCAUAGAAUUUGACGGCAGAUAAGAACCAUUCAGCUCAUCUGG